Messenger RNA from Seminavis robusta, 2832 nucleotides. The record is from the annotation of a GenBank genome assembly. Lineage: Eukaryota; Bacillariophyta; Bacillariophyceae; Naviculales; Naviculaceae.
AUGACGGGAGCAAGAGUCACAUUUGAACAUUUGGAUAUCAUCCGCAAGUAUGGAGCCGAUGCAAGCUCCAGCCCGACGGCGAUCCCCGAUAUGCAUGCCGAACUCAAGAGCGCGGAUGGAGGUCUCGGACAGCUCAGUCCCAGUCAGUAUGCCUUUCUAUUCAACCCUCUCAAGGAGGCGAUUUGGUUCCAACGAAAGGGACAGUUCGCAAUCGGUUCCCACCAGGAUUGGUCUCUCUGCAAGUUCUACAUGGCAGUCAAGACCAACCCGAGUUCACUGAACUACAACUUCACCUUUAUUGAUAUUGAUGAUAUGCCGGGUGAUGACGGUACGGUCCAUGUUCUCAGGACAUUGGGCAACCGAUUGUCGGAUGAUGCAGCCAACGACUGGUUUCACAAUACCAUCGACGCGCUGUACGAAUUGCUCGAAAUUGAUGCAACUGGGUCCACCGACUCCGCUCGACGCGAUGAACUCUUGCGCAAAGUUCAUGCAUUUGUCGUACAGGGAAGCCGCACGUGUGUACAGUCAGCCGCGCCUGCACCAAGUCCUUGGAGCAAUGCUCAAUUGCCGGAACCACCUCGAUUUAGCUUUGGGGUCAUUGCGCACGUCUUCAUGCAACUCCGGCAGCUCGGCGUAGCUGCCGAUCCUGAUCUUGUGGAUUGGGCCAGCAUGAAUAUUCCGCCGGAGGAUGCAAAGCUUGUUUGGCAGUCUCUUUCCAGUCGAGCCAGGCUGUAUCUACCCCAACAUGCCUGGUGGAAGGUACUCUACAUUAUUGUGCACGAAGUACAGCCGCAGCUGUUGCGCUUGAACCUGCACUUGCUGGACAAGGCUUCGGUUGCUACCUAUGAAGAUUUCUGCGAUGAAUGUAUGGAGCCGCCUGACCAAGAUACGUCCAAGUUCUAUCAAUGCCUACUCCAAAUCAUCAAUCGGCUCCAUGUCGUGUGCUUGACCACACCGCCAGAAAACAGAGACUCGAGCAUCCUUAGCAGCUUGGAUCACAUGUUCUUCAAGUUGUACCCUCACCUUGUCCAACACAUUGUGGAUGCUCCAGCAGCGGCUCCGAUAGAUGCUCCAGGAGAAAUGCCUCAGGCCCCCAAAGACGCGCCGCCUACCAUUUCGGCCGUUCCUGCUGAAGAAGCUGCGGCUCCAGUGCCUGAAGUGGCUGUCACGCCGCCUACCAUUUCUGCUAGGGCCAUGCCUCCUAUUCUUGCUGAAGAAGCUGUGGCUCCAGUGCCUGAAGAACCACCGGCGCUGCUGACACCAGAACCAGCACCGGCACCGGCACCAGAACCUUUGCCCGCAGCACCCGAGCCAGAGCCAGUCCCAGCCCCAGCUCCAGCAGAACCCCAAGCACCCGAGAAUAUUCCUGCAACAGCCCCAGCCGCAGCGCCAGUUCCCGAAGUGCCUGCCGAGGCACCUGCUCCAGAACCAGUGAUGGCUUCACCACCAAUCCUGGCACCCGAAGCAGUUGAAACGCCAUCGCCAGCCCCAGCCCCAACCCCCGAUCCGGUUGCCCCUGCUGAUCCUUCGCCAGUGCCAGCACCAGAGCCUCUGCCGCAAGCGCCAGCGCCAGCACCAGCUGUAGCUGCCCCAAUUCCAGAGCAAGCCGCACAGCCGGUGGAAACACCAGUAGCGGCACCAGUUCCAGCGCCACAGCCAGCAGCAGCACCAGUUCCAGCGCCACAGCCAGCAGCGGCACCGGUUCCAGCGCCACGGCCUGCUGCAAGGCGAACCGCUUCCAAACCAAAAAGAGACAAAGACAUCCCAACCGAGAUUAAGACUGGCCCACCACAAGCUCGUCAAAAUGCUGAUAACUACUCCAUGUCGGAUUCAUUGGUAGAGCUGACCAAAGAAGAAAAUCUUCUGGACCUGAUGCAACAAGCAGCUGCGAUGUGCGAGCAAAUCACAGUGGAAAAACGCACCUUGGUCACCAAGGAAAAGCGCAUGGGUCGCAAUCUUCGAAGUGCACAAGAGAAUGUGAAAGCUCUUCAGUCCGUUAAUGCGCAGCUGCUGGCAGAAAACAGUGACCAAAAGGAAGAGAUCUAUCAGAGGGAAGACGAGAUCAACCAAUUGCAUGGAGAGGCCAAGCAGGCAGCAAAGGAAUUGUCGGCAUUGGAUACCCUUAACAGCCAACUGCAAGCGCAGAUCGAAGAACUCAACAAAACGAUCGAAGCCUUGAAUGCCGACAAGUCAGGCCUACAAAAGGACCUUGCGGAAUCGAAGAAGGACACGGCAGGUCUACGAGACGAUUUGAGUGCCGCGGCAAAGGAGAAGGAAGUGCUGCUGGCUGACAUUGCUGCUGAAAGGGAUGCCAAGGCGUCUGUAGAGAAGGACUUGAUGACGUCUAAGCAAGAAAAGGGUGCUGUCGAGCUCAAGCUGAGGGAUACCAGACGACUGUUGGAAGAAGCAAAUGAAGAUAUUGAUCGAUUGGAGGAGAUACAGGCUGAGCAACAGCGAAAGGAAGCCGAAGCUCGCAAGGCCGCCAUGGAAGCACGGCGUCGGGAAUUUGAAGCUGCAGAACGCGAAGCUAUCGAGAGUCUCCAAAAGGCCGAAGACAUGCGGAAGACGAAAUCAGCUACACGGAGAAGCCGUGCCAUUGGAUAGACUUUCGUCCGUGUUUGUAUGUCAGGACGGACACGGAGUGCUGUUGUUGUUGCCGAGAGCACCUUGUUAUCAUUAUCUUUGCUAGUACGGCACGAUUGUUGAUGAAGGAAGGAAAAGGAAAAGUGCCACAACAAAUAAUGUACUAUUGUAAUGCAAAACUCUACAAAUUACUCGUAGAAAAUUCAAACUGUAAAUCGAACGCAUCAACUCAAACUGCUGACCUGACAA